AAACAUGCUUAAAUUUUUCUUAUAUAAUAUCGCGUGGAAAUAAUUUUCUUCCCUUCCCUUGUGUUAAUCAUCAUACAUAUCACAGGUAAAAAGAUCAAGCUCCAAACAUUGUCAAGCUCAGAGUGGGCAGCAUGUGGAGGAACUCGGUAGGUUGUUUCUCUUCCAAACUCCUCACCUCCAAAUCCUCUUCCUCUACUCGUAUUCCUUUACUUCGUCAUGGUGGCGUUGUUACCCGAUCCACUUCUACAGCCGCCGGACCAGAGUCUACUCACCCCGCGGGUUCAGUAAAGGUAGGUUUGGAGUGGGUCCGAACCGGAUCUCCCGGUUCUUCAGCGGUGGAUCUUUCAUCUUUUGCGGCUGCAACUGGUUGUUUCAAAGGUAGGGAUGUUGUCGACAUGGCUAAGCAUUACGGCAGGUGUUAUUCCGAGCUUUCUAAAGCUCGCUUAAGCAUGCUUGUAGUUGCAACCUCUGGCACUGGAUAUAUCCUUGGGAGCGGUAGUGCCAUUGACUACAUGGGACUUUGCUGCACAUGUGCUGGCACAAUGAUGGUUGCGGCAUCAGCUAGCACAUUAAAUCAGGUGUUCGAGGUGAAAAAUGAUGCUAAGAUGAACAGAACUAAGAAAAGACCAUUGCCAUCAGGACGAAUCAGUAUACCGCAUGCAGUAACGUGGGCAUCUUCUGUUGGCAUUGUGGGCACUGCUUUACUGGCUAGCAAGGCUAAUAUGUUGGCAGCUGGCCUUGGUGCUUCUAAUCUUGUGUUGUAUGCAUUUUUAUACACACCACUAAAGCAGAUACAUCCAAUAAAUACAUGGGUCGGCGCAAUUGUUGGUGCUAUUCCCCCCCUGCUUGGGUGGGCUGCAGCUUCUGGUCAGGUGUCUCUCAAUGGAAUGCUCCUCCCAGCUGCUCUGUAUUUUUGGCAGAUACCCCAUUUCAUGGCGCUAGCAUACAUGUGCCGUAAAGAUUAUGCCGACGGAGGGUUCAGAAUGUUCUCUCUUGCUGAUGCUUCCGGUCAGAGGACGGCCUCUGUAGCCUUGAGAAAUUGCCUAUAUCUACUACCAUUGGGUUACCUAGCCUAUGAUUGGGGUUUGACAUCUGGGUGGUUUUGCCUGGAAUCGACACUUCUUGCUCUGGCAAUCAGCGGUACGGCAAUGUCAUUCUACCUGAACCGUACAACUAAAGAUGCUAGGAGAAUGUUCCAUGCCAGCCUUCUUUAUCUUCCUGUAUUUAUGUCUGGGCUUUUAGUUCAUCGUGUAACUGAGAGUGAGCAGCAAAUGACUAUGGAAAACACAGAUAAGAUUGUCGAGAUGUUGCCUUCAUUGGGAACUACAGAAGAGACACCAGAAGAAAAAAGGAUGAAGCAGAUGGGCGGAAAUGGUCAACGUCGGUCACCUGUAGCAUAUGCCUCAGUUGCUCCAUUUCCUUUCUUGCCAGCUCCUUCAUAUGCCGAGUUUUAAGUUAAUUCCAAUUUUGUUGUUUUACUACUGUAAUAAAAAUGGGAAGAGAAUUACCCCUUUAUAUAGGUUUAUUUGAUGAUAUACUCGAUAAAGGUUUAAGUAUCCCAGGAUGUGGGAUGUCUAAGGGAUUGGUUUCAUCUAUUAUAUUGUUUGGUCCACAAGUCUUUCAGCAGAUGAUGUAUAUGGAUCAAUGUUGUAUCCUUAAUUCGGUGAUCGUGGAGAUUCUUUUUACAUGGUUGGCAUUAAUAUUCAUAUUCGUACCCGAUCCUUCGUAAUCUGGGUUUUACUUCA
Capsicum annuum is the source of this 1745-nucleotide messenger RNA. RefSeq names its product protoheme IX farnesyltransferase, mitochondrial. The record is from RefSeq and is a predicted model, not a curated record. The transcript has 7 exons. The coding region runs from base 132 to 1454 and encodes 440 amino acids. Gene Ontology annotation, biological process: heme biosynthetic process. Gene Ontology annotation, cellular component: mitochondrion; membrane. NCBI's taxonomy places the organism in Eukaryota, Viridiplantae, Streptophyta, Magnoliopsida, Solanales, Solanaceae. Gene Ontology annotation, molecular function: protoheme IX farnesyltransferase activity.